Drosophila subobscura is the source of this 2853-nucleotide messenger RNA. RefSeq names its product cysteine protease ATG4D (gene Atg4b). Bases 462 to 2486 code for a protein of 674 amino acids. The record is from RefSeq and is a predicted model, not a curated record. NCBI's taxonomy places the organism in Eukaryota, Metazoa, Arthropoda, Insecta, Diptera, Drosophilidae. The transcript has 6 exons. Gene Ontology annotation, molecular function: protein-phosphatidylethanolamide deconjugating activity.
CCUUUUUAAUUAAACCCUUUUUAUAAAUAAUCAAAUAAAAAUGAAUAACAUGAAAUUCACUAAUCUUCUAGCAAAUUGAUUAAUUUUUCGGAUAAAAUUAUAAGAUCAGUGCUGAGGGCUCUUGUUAGCUGGUAACUCUAAGCCGAAUAUUAAAAUCGAGGAAUAUCAACCGAAGGAAAAAAAAGGCCCUCGGAAAAUUAAAAAUGAGUACUUAAAAUUAGCCAAUUAUUUGGACGUUGGAUGUGCACUUGCAGUGAUUACUGCAACCAUUAAGUGGUCAAUGCAACAGCAACCCGAAGACUGUUACGCGCGGAUCCUACACAGAAACGAAGCCAAUCCACGCAAUCUCGCAGUACAUUGUUAUCGCUUUUAUACGUAUGCGAAUGAAUUUCUUAUAAGCAAAACAAGAAGCAAUUUUCGUGUGUAGUUUACCUUUAUCUUUAUCUGUCAACAAAUAAACGAUGAACUAUGACGGCUUGCUGUCCAAGUUGACGGAGGACAAGCUGAUGCUCUUCGAUGCCGGUGAAGGUGCCAUUGUCGAGGGCGGACGUUGUACCCAGGAUGUGCAGCAGUCGCUGCCACUUGUGGAGGAUGGCGCCAUCGAGGAGGAGCAGGCAGCGCCGAUACAAACGAUUCCUCGUACCGUGUUUGCCGUACCCCGUGCCCCAUCGCCUUCCCCCGUGAGCACAUCGAGUGCGAAUUUGAACCUCAAAGCGGAAAGUGCUGCGACAGCGACACCACAGCGUAAAAUAUCGACGUCAUCACGUUUCAUGAAUGCCUUCAGUCAGCUAUAUAGUGGGGGCAGCGGCGGCAACAGCUCCACCUGCGGUCACGUGGAGCAGCAGAGCCAGCAGCACCAUCAGAGCGAUGACCCCGACCUGGCCGCCAAUCGUACGCCAACGAAGGGCAUGGAGUCCAAACUGGUGGCCAUGUGGCACAACGUCAAGUACGGCUGGAGUGGCAAGAUUAGGCAAACGAGCUUCUCCAAGGAGCAGCCAGUGUGGCUCCUAGGACGUUGCUAUCAUCGACGGUUCACGCCCCCCGUAAGCAUGGAGAGCUCGACCACGGAGCUGCCGCUUCCCAGCGGUGCAGAUUCAACGCCCGACCAUGCCACAUCCGCCUUUGAUAGCAUACAAGCCACCUCGACCACCGCCUCGUCCCUGUAUCCCGCACUGAAUCCGCAGCAAAUCGAUGAGAUUGUUGUGCCCCAAGAGCUGGGCAUGGAUGCGGUCGAGAAUCAGGUGGGAGAACAGCCCUGGGAGGAGGGCAUCGAAGGCUUUCGUCGCGAUUUUUACAGUCGCGUUUGGAUGACAUAUCGCCGGGAGUUCCCCAUCAUGAAUGGCUCCAACUACACCUCGGACUGUGGCUGGGGCUGCAUGCUACGCAGCGGCCAAAUGCUGUUGGCUCAGGGUCUCAUCUGUCACUUUUUGGGACGCAGUUGGCGCUAUGAUUCGGACUCGCAGCUGCAUUCGACAUACGAGGAUAAUAUGCAUAAGAAGAUCAUCAAAUGGUUCGGGGACAGUUCCUCAAAGAGCAGCCCCUUUUCCAUACACGCACUGGUCCGACUGGGCGAAACGUUGGGCAAGAAGCCAGGCGACUGGUACGGUCCUGCCUCCGUCUCCUACUUGUUAAAACACGCCUUGGAACACGCCGCUCAGGAGAAUGCAGACUUUGACAAUAUCAGUGUUUACGUGGCCAAGGAUUGCACCAUCUAUAUGCAAGACAUUGAGGAUCAGUGCAGCAUACCAGAGCCAGCCCCCAAACCGCAUGUGCCUUGGCAACAAACAAAGCGACCGCAAACGGAGGCGGCAACCAAGCAGGAGCCACAGCAACAGCACUGGAAAUCUCUGAUUGUACUCGUACCCUUGCGCCUGGGCAGCGACAAACUGAAUCCUGUCUAUGCCCACUGCCUGAAGCUGCUGCUGAGCACCGAACAUUGUCUGGGCAUCAUUGGGGGCAAGCCCAAACAUUCGCUGUACUUUGUGGGUUUCCAGGAGGACCGACUGAUCCAUUUGGAUCCGCACUACUGCCAGGAGAUGGUGGAUGUCAAUCAGGAGCACUUUUCGCUGCAUUCCUUCCACUGCAAAUCGGCACGCAAGCUGAAGGUCAGCAAAAUGGAUCCCAGCUGCUGCAUUGGCUUCUACUGUGCCACCAAAACGGAUUUUGACAGCUUCAUGGAGAGCGUACAAUUGUAUCUGCAUCCCAUGCGCUGUGCCUCGGGUGCCACUGUGGACAAGAUGACGGGCAGCCAGCAACAGGCGGCAGAACAGUCCAUGGAAAUGAAUUAUCCACUGUUUUCAUUCUCACGCGGUCGCUGCUUGGACCAUGAACGCGACGAGAUGAGCGAUUCACUAUACAAGCCGCUCAUCAAGCAGGUGGCAGUGCUCACACAGGAGCUGGGUGCUGCCCAGCUGCUGCCGCCACAUCAUGGACACUUUGACCAAGAGCAGGAUGAUAGCGAAAGCGAAGAGUUUGUGCUGCUGUAGAUCCGUGGCGUGUUUUGUUUGCCGUGCAAGCUGUGUGUUAUUUAAUCAUUAUUUGUUUGCUCUUGCUCACGCUCUCGUUUGCCAACAGAACCAACAGCCACCCCCCAACAUUCUGGUAUCUCAAACACAAAGACUUUUGUUGUACAUUAAUACACAUCAUGCGCAUGUAGUAUAUAUGUAUCUGUAGUUUAUAGUCAGUCACGCAAAACACGACAAAACACUCCUAAUCUCUCUUACGCAUUGUCUCGCAUUUUCUCAGUCUGCAUCUGCCUCUGCCUCUGCCAAAUGUUCCAAGCUUUUUCCAUUGUGUUAUAUAGUGUAGCAGCAGCCCAAAAGCCUCGAUCUAUGCGUGUGUGGCGGUGCUUGU